Messenger RNA from Nezara viridula (southern green stink bug), 1107 nucleotides. Lineage: Eukaryota; Metazoa; Arthropoda; Insecta; Hemiptera; Pentatomidae. The record is from the annotation of a GenBank genome assembly.
GCCUGAUGCAAGCACCACAACAAAAUUUUCAACGGUUAUUUUGAUAUGUCUAAAAGGAGCUACCUAUUUGUGAAAAUCUAAAGAUGGUAAAAGGAAGAAGAAGAGGGAGGACCCCUUCAACUCGGGUCACAGAAAGCCAAAAAAAGUCAGAAAAAGUGACAUUUCAAGGAAGAUUAUCUCAUACCAGCCCUGCUGGUAAAAUAACGUCAUAUUUUGAUGCUGACAGUAAGUUGGAUGUUACGCCUAAGGUAGCUCCUAGAAACCUUUCUCCAGCAAUAUCUGUAUUACAACAAAACAAUAACAUUAUAAAAAAAAGUCCUCACCGUAUAGAAAUCUCUGAUACAACUGAAGACAAGAAACCUAAAGCUCCCAUAAGAAGGAAACCCCCUUUAAAUGAUGCAAAGUCAAACAAGUUAACUGACUAUUUUCCUGUAAGAAGGAGUGUGAGGAAGACUAAGAAGACUGUACUUGAAGAAAAGCAGAAGAUUAUUGAAGAAGCGGUGUUAUCAGGCCGAGAAGAUGGUUUAGAAUGCAGAACUUUUGUUGGCAAAGGUAGAGGCAUAGUUUCUGUUAAAGAAUUCAAACGUGGAGACUUCGUUGUUGAAUAUGCUGGAGAAUUGAUCUCGCUUGAAGAAGCAAAGAUACGUGAAGCUAUGUAUGCUCAAGACCAAAACACUGGUUGUUAUAUGUACUAUUUUAUGUUUCACAAUGUGCAGUACUGUAUUGAUGCUACAGCUGAAAGUAACAGACUCGGAAGGCUUGUAAAUCAUUCUCGUAAUGGUAAUCUCAUGACAAAAACCAUUGCUGUUGGUGGUUUACCCCGGUUGGUAUUGAUUGCCAAGGAAGAUAUUAAUCCUGGUGAUGAGCUGACCUAUGAUUAUGGUGAUAGGAGCAAAGAAUCACUAAGGUUUCAUCCAUGGCUGGCUUCUUAAGCAGUAUUAAAAGAUCUACCAGUAGUUUUAUGCAUUGGUUUCAUUGAAAGACUGUACUUUUAUUUUAUGUAUAUAUUUAUUAUCUAUUUAUUUUUAGAAUGAUUUAAGUUUAAAUCGGUUUUAUUAGUUUCAAUGAAAUUUUUUUUUCCUUUACGGUGAUCAAAUUUAUUCUGAU